CAACAUUUUAAGUCACAGGACCUUUACGUUGUGUUUGUCCCUGUGUGGACAGACAUGAUGUGAGCUAAUUCUUCCUGAUUCCUCCACAGAGUGGACCAGGAGAGCUCAGAGGUUCCCAGUGGUCAGUCUGCCCAGCCGCAUCAAACACACCUGGACUCCAUAUUUAUGUUGCUGGAGGAGAACAUCGUCACUUUUGUGAAGAAUGAGCUGAAGAAGAUCCAGAAGGUUUUGAGACCAGAUUACCCAGAAUGCUCAGAGAGUCAAAGGGAGGGUGAGGAUGAAGACCAGAAGAGGAGCAGAGAGGCAUUUCUGAAGAUCGCGCUGCACUUCCUGAGGAGAAUGAAGCAGGAUGAGCUGGCUGACCGUCUGCAGAGCAGAAGUCCUGCUGGAGUUUGUAAGCGUAAACUCAAAUCUAACCUAAACAAGAAGUUCCAGUGUGUGUUUGAGGGGAUUGCUAAAGCAGGAAACCCAACCCUUCUGAAUCAGAUGUUCACACAGAUCUACAUCACAAAGGGGGGGACUGCAGAGGUCAAUGCUGAACAUGAGGUCAGACAGAUUCAAACAGCAUCCAGGAAACCAGACAGACCAGAAACAACAAUCAGUCAAGAAGACAUCUUUAAAACCACACCUGGAAGAGAUGAACCAAUCAGAACAGUGAUGACAAAGGGAGUGGCUGGCAUCGGGAAAACAGUCUUAACACAGAAGUUCACUCUGGACUGGGCUCAAGGCAAAGCCAACCAGGACAUCCAGUUCACAUUUCCAUUCACCUUCAGAGAGCUGAAUGUGCUGAAAGAGAAGAAGUACAGCUUGGUGGAACUUGUUGAUUACUUCUUUAGUGAAACCAAAGAAGCAGGAAUCUGCAGGUUUGAAGAGUUCCCGGUUGUGUUCAUCUUUGACGGUCUGGAUGAGUGUCGACUUCCUCUGGACUUCCACAACAGUAAAAUCUUGACUGAUGUUACAAAGUCCACCUCAGUGGGUGUACUGCUGACAAACCUCAUCAGAGGGAAUCUGCUUCCCUCUGCUCGCCUCUGGAUAACCACACGACCUGCAGCAGCCAAUCAGAUCCCUCCUGGGUGUGUUGACAUGGUGACAGAGGUCAGAGGGUUCACUGACCCACAGAAGGAGGAGUACUUCAGGAAGAGAUUCAGAGAUGAGGAGCAGGCCAGCAGAAUCAUCUCCCACAUCAAGACAUCACGAAGCCUCCACAUCAUGUGCCACAUCCCAGUCUUCUGCUGGAUCACUGCUACAGUUCUGGAGGACGUGUUGAAGACCAGAGAGGGAGGAGAGCUGCCCAAGACCCUGACUGAGAUGUACAUCCACUUCCUGGUGGUUCAGUCCAAAGUAAAGAACAUCAAGUAUGACGGAGGAGCUGAGACAGAUCCACACUGGAGUCCAGAGAGCAGGAAGAUGAUCCAGUCUCUGGGAAAACUGGCUUUCGAGCAGCUGCAGAAAGGCAACCUUAUCUUCUAUGAAUCAGACCUGACAGAGUGUGGCAUCAAUAUCACAGCAGCCUCAGUGUGCUCAGGAGUGUUCACACAGAUCUUUAAAGAGGAGAGAGGACUGUACCAGGACAAGGUGUUCAGCUUCGUUCAUCUGAGUGUUCAGGAGUUUCUGGCUGCUCUUCAUGUCCAUCUGACAUUCACCAACUCUGGAGUCAACCUGCUGGCAGAAGAAGAAACAAUCCCUCGGGUGCCUAAAGUCUUCAGAGUCAAACCUAAAGUAAAAUGUCUCCUUCAGAGUGCUGUGGACGAAGCCUUACAGAGUCCAAAUGGACACCUGGACUUGUUCCUCCGCUUCCUCCUGGGUCUUUCACUGCAGACCAAUCAGACUCUCCUACGAGGCCUGAUGACACAGACAGGAAGUAGCUCAGAGACCAAUCAGGAAACAGUGGACUACAUCAAGAAGAAGAUCAGUGAGAAUCUGUCUGCAGAGAGAAGCAUCAAUCUGUUCCACUGUCUGAAUGAACUGAAUGAUCAUUCUCUAGUGAAGCAGAUCCAACAGUCAAUAAGUUCAGGAAAUUUCUCCACAGAUAAACUGUCUCCUGCUCAGUGGUCAGCUCUGGUCUUCAUCUUACUGUCCUCAGAAAAAGAUCUGGACGUGUUUAACCUGAAGAAAUACCAUGCUUCAGAGGAGGCUCUUCUGAGGCUGCUGCCAGUGGUCAAAGCCUCCAAAAAAGCUCUGUAA
Molecule: messenger RNA, 2184 nt
Organism: Sander lucioperca (pikeperch)
Lineage: Eukaryota; Metazoa; Chordata; Actinopteri; Perciformes; Percidae
Product: protein NLRC3-like
Exons: 3
Coding region: 166-2184 (672 amino acids)
Source: RefSeq, a predicted model, not a curated record